CGCGAACUUGUUUUGUUGGAAGAUGUUCGGGAACGAUGUGACCGUGAUAAUUUGAAAGUCUUCGACCGAUAAACAACUGUGAUGGCUCAACGAGGAAUAACGUAAGUCAAAAUGUUCAUUUUUUUGUUCCACAGAUCAUCAGACAGUUCUUUAAGAGUUUCAAAGUUACUUACGUUGCGAUCACGAAAAUAAUUGUCGAUUCAUGGAUGGUCAUUCGAUGCGCUCGGGUUGAUGGAUUUUUCUACUGUUUUUUUUUGUUCUGCAGCGCCUUUUUUUCUCCAAGUACCAAACCAAAAAGCAAGUGCAAAUCGAAAAGUGAUGAAGAAGAUAAAGAGGAGUUUCCGAGGUAGGAUCAGUCAUAUGGGAAUAAAGUAGAACCCCGGUAACUCGAUCGAACUGUGAAAGGAAACGAAAACCAGUUCGAGUUAGCGGGGAAUUCGAGUUAUCGGGGUAAAUUUCAGUGAAAUUUUGAUCAAGGGAAAGGAAAUUUAGUUCGAAUUAGAGGGGAAUUCAAGUAAUCCGAGUUCGAGUUAUCGAGAUUCUACUGUAGAUCUGCGCAUACACGUACAUAUGCACUUUUCAAUAUGGCGGUAGAUAUACAGUACAGUAGCAGGGGCGGAUCCUGGAUUUUUUUUUAGGAGGGGCUGCACUUGUCUCUUACUCUACUUCAACACCAAUAAACCACAUAGUUUUUUUUUUUGCAGAAUACCAGUUGUAUUAGAAAACCCGCAGGUCAUCUCAGCGGGGGGCGGGGGGAGGGUGCACACCCCCUGCACCCUCCCCCUAGAUCAUCCGCCCCUGAGUAGUAUGCUAAGCUAAGGGAUUGUGACCUUAAGGUUGAGAAUGCGAAUUUCAGAUUUCGAGGCAUUUAUGUCCACAGAUCUCUCUUUUCUCUUUGUUGAUCAAUUUAAUUGGUUGAGUAUGUGGUGCCACGAUUGAUUGUCUACCAGUAAGUCAGGACCUCUCAGCCGGGGGAGGGAGGGGGGAGGAGGGUAACUAUGUCCAUAGUGUGAAUUUCAAAACCCAUUGUUUCACGUUUUAUUGUAGUAUUUGUGCUUGUGUUCAUGGUUUUUUCAUUUCCGACUCAACUUUGUAUUGUUUAUCAUCAUUUCAUCUGUCUUAAAACUUAUGUCGCUGUUUCGGGUCAUUGUUGAUCUUCAGUAUUACAAUAAUUUGAACCUCUCCACAACGGCCACCUUGGGGACAAAAGUAAGUAGCUGUUGUAGAGAGGUUUAAACAAGUGUCAAUGUAUGGACUGUCUCCCCCAAAAAAGUUGCUGUUGUAGAGAGGUUGCUGUUGUUUAUACCCUGAAAGUACUUCCUAAGUUCCUCAUCAUACUUAGUCUAAUCGCAGUGCAAUCUGAAGGCCCCGAAAAGUACUGUUUUUUGUUUUUGUAUUUAAUAAGUGCCAUAGGCCAUUUUAGUUAUGGAUAAUAAGAUGACCUUGUUUUGGUACAAACCUUCCCUUUAUUCUGUAAAAAUAUUUUAACCUCCAUUUUUCAGGGUAAACAAAGCAAAGGAGGUUUGUAUCAAAACAACAAAAUUAUUUGAGACUAACAACUGUAAAAUGGUCUAUUGGUAAACUACAAUUGGCAACAAAACUAUUUGAGACACUUCACCUUAAAGGGCCUCUCAAACAUUUUGCUAAUGUGAAAAAGGGAAAAUAAAGCUUUCCCUCUCCCAUAGCCUCCACGCAAUGUUGUGCAGCUGGUCAAGCUACCUGUAGGAAACAACAAACACCGCGACUUUGAAUGGAGGGGAAGGGGGAGGGGUGUUGAUUGUUUUGUUCUCUGAAGUUACUCCAUUUGAGGACAAUGUCUCAACAAUUAUUGUUUCACUGACUAUAUCCUCUGCACAAACUUUCUACCAUUUUCAACCUGAUAAAUCACUUUUAACUUCAGUCUCUGAAAGAUUUUCCCCACUUGGAGUGAUGUCUCAAAAGUUGGUUCUUGGUUGUUUUGAUCGUUGUAGAUAAAUGUUUCAUUGGCUUGAAAAUCUCAGUUCGGUUUAAGUUAUUUUUUAUCUCAUAUUGGUUACCAAAAUCACAAUCAAGAAAAUUAAUAUUAAACAACAACAAAAUGAAACCAUGGUAUUUUGUUUUGCCCCUUUAGAAGCAAAGAUGUUGAGAUUAAGGACAGAACUCCUCUGAAGUUCAAACCACCUUCUUCUGAAUUGGAUUCACCACCUGUAAAGAAAUCUAGACAACAAAAAACUAGACGAAUACUUGAUGACAGUAGCGAUGAAGAAAAUAAUGAAACGAUUGAAGAAAAAACAUCACUAAAACAAAGUGGACAUGUGGAAGAAGUGAAACCACAUGUUGAAGGGCAAAGAGACGCCAGUUUAGGAAAGAAUGAUGAUGUGGAGAAAGAUAAGGACAAAAGGCAAUUUUUAGAGGUUAAAUCGCCUCAAAAUGAGCUAACCCUUGUACCAAAAAGAAAGACAGGUUUGUAUACAUCUAUAUAUAGGACCAUGGAGACUUGAAAUUAGUGGCCUUCAUUACUUUUGGAAAACUGAAAUAUGUGAGUAAAUGAGGCUGAGACAACUGCUUAUUUUAGUGUUCACAAAAGCUACAUUCUAAGCAACUGAUGUUGUGCUCUCCUAAAGUUUGUCAAGAAGUUUUCAACCUUGACCGAAGUGUUCUCAUGAAAAAUGCAUUUGUGAAUUUCCCUUUGAGUUGAUGAAGAUCCAUGAAAAGUCCUCAAAUCCCCUGAAAACAAGUGCAAUUCUCACUGUCAAGUCUUGAUCCUGAACAUACCCCCACAACUGAAAUAAUCAUUCUUUAAGUAAGGACACUCUUGAGACACUGAUUGUGUUGUUCCACAGGAGUCAUAUUGCCUUUCUUAUGUCUAUAAUGCAAUGAUUAUGGGUAUUAAGUAAAAUGCUUACAUACAUUCAUUUAUAUUUGUUUUCAAGUUUGAGAUAUGAUUUUAACAUGCCCGCAGGUAGCUAUGGUAAUCUAGUUGGCUCAUGUUUUCAGGAAAAAAAAAUACAACAGCAUACCAAAAAAAAGGUAAAGCAAUGGCAAGGAUCUUUUUUAACAUACACGUUCUUGCCUAGCUGACGACUUUGGAUCCCUGGUGUUAACUUAUUUGUUUUAACCUGUAACUUAAAAUGUCAGUGUCUUUAGCGUGAGGUAUUUAGUUACAAGGAACUUGGUUUAUUAUUUACCCCGUUGACGGGGUUGCCGUUUCUACAUGGCCCUCGUAACUGCUGUAAAAUGCACAUAUAUAUAUAUAUAUAUAUAUAUAUGCAAGAGUCACUGAAAUCAGGUGGAAUUAACACAGUUCUCCCACAAGCCUGUGAUUACCCACCUUGUUUACCUUAAAUUACCAGUUUUAUUAAUAAACUGAUAACUUACUGGCAAUAUAACAAUUAAAUGAAGUCUAUGCUUAUUUUGUCAGCAGCAAGAAAACCCACGAAGAGGAAGGCUAAUAAUGAACAGGAACCAGCAGAUGAAGUUAAGGUACUUGUGCUGUUUUCCUUAUCCUUUACCAAGGGCUUGAAAGAAGUCCUGUCUUGUCGUCCAAGACGAGAAGAUUUUCUUGCUGGGCAACUGCUUUUUUGUUUAAGUACAAGGUUCACACACACCUUGAAAGUCCUUCAAUUUUAAAAUAUAAAUUCAAGGCCUUGAAAGUCCUUGAAAAUUGCAGUCAGUGCUGGAAAGUCCUUGCUAACUUCAUAGUUUAAGUAAAAUUCCAAAGGAAAGGAGCAAACACAGAAAGACUCUCGGGAUAAAAUAAUUACUCAUGUUGUGGAAGAACUAAAAAAAGAGAUAGAGUCAAGGCUCUUUUUUGCAUUGAAUGGAGUCCUUGGAAAAUGGGAAUUGUGUCCUUGAGAGUCCUUGAAAAGACCUUGAAUUUUUUGUUCAAAACAUGGUACAAACCCUGAGAGUAUCCUUUUAAAAAAUAAUAAAACAUUACUUUUGCCAGAAGGUAGCUAUCUAUUAGACUUGUUCUUCUUAAAUUUAACUGCUGAACCCUCUUUUAUACAACUAUCAUAUAACUACACUCCAAAUUUUGUCAUCAAGUUUGAUAGAAUUCACUUUCAAAGUCAAAUUUCCUUUCCAUUGUUUAGUCUGCAUAUUAUUAGUUCUGUGCCAUAGCUAGGCAGUGACAUGUUUCUGUCUGGCCCUGAUGAAUACAUUUUUCAGUUCUAAUACAUGUUGUUCCCAAGGUUCAGUUGUUUAUUUUCCACCAAAGUGAUGGACUCUUUCUGGCUUUUGCAGGGUGUUAAAAGAGUAAAGUCAGAACAUACAGCCAAAAUAGUUGAAAGUUGCAAUUCUACUGUGAUUGAAAACUCAAAAGGCAAAGAGAAAAAGGAACGAAAGAAGGCAGUGUUAAACUUUCCUGACAAAAAGGAAAGUGAAAGCAGUGAUGGGGAUAAUAUAGAGAAAAUUUCGGAUUCUGAACAUAAAAGUGCAAAGGAAAGUGAGAGAGUGAAGAAGAGCAAAAAUAACAUUGGCCAGGAACAAGGAAAGUCCAAGGAAAACAAUAAGGAUUAUAAGGGUGAUGGAGAUGAAGAUAAACCAGUUAGCAGUAAUGAAACUGAGUUAGAUCAGGAUCAGGAAAAGAAGAAAAAUGUGAAAAGGAAAGGGAAUAAAACUCAGGAAGAUUAUGGCAAGAAAACAAAAGUUGAUGAAAAGAAACUUGAAAAGGAUAUCGAAGAAAAACAAAGUUGUUCAAGUGGGAAUAAAGAGGAAGAACCAGCUUUUGAGAAAGAUAAAAGUGUGGAACAAGAUACUGCGUGUAAGAGCAAAAAGAAGACGUCUGGAGGAUUCAGUGAUUUUUUUUGUAAGUAUGGUUUUGAGGAAAAUUUGUUGGCACCCUAAUGGAGAAUACAUUAUACUAGGUCAAGCAGUAUUUCUUAAGCUUGCAAAAAUCUUAUUAAAAAUUCUGUUAUUGUUUUUGUUUUGUUUGGUGGGGAGGAACAAAUUUAUAAACAUAUAGAGCAAAACAUCUGUUAUUAUUUUAUUCUGAAACUCAACGAGUUAAUCCUAACUGUCAGUUGUUCAACAUAUUAUUCUGUUCUUCUAGCUCCUAAGAGGUCCAAAAAAUCAGAUGUGACAGGAGGAAAAACUGAGGAAAAGACUAAAAGUGACCAACAGAGUCAACUGACAAAGAAAUUAAGGUAAGAAGAGUCAUCUGCAUUGUUAUGCAAUGUUUUGUCUUAAUUCAAAUUCAUAGGCAGGGCUUUCUCUAAGAUUGCUUGUUGCCGGGUAUAUGCAAUAAAUAUAUUUAUUCAAUAAAAUUUUUAGUUGAUAGAGAAUUGAGCAGUUAGGAACUUUUACUCUUGUUUCCUAUAAAAGUAUCUGGCGGUUGUGCUCAUAGUGGCUGGGGGUAAUCUGAAGGUUUGAGGGCAUAAUCUACAAGUUGUGUUGUGGAAAUUUUGUCAUGAAGUAUGUAAAAGUUUAUUGAAUUGAUGUUGUGCUCUUUCAUUCUUUGACUGAAAGCUCUACAGAUCAAGCAUCUGAUGAGGAGAGUGCUGGCCCAGUUAAAGCCACUGAAUAUGCCCCAGAGAAGAACUACUAUCACCCCAUCAAGAAUGCUUGCUGGAAAUUUGGAGAGAAGUAAGUUAAUUUUUUCUUGUUGAAUUAACAACUUUGCAUCAAGAGUGUACAUAAGACAUUCACAGAAAGUGUGGUUGUAAUUGGUAUGGUUUGGGAUGUUCACAUCAUAUACAUUUGUAAACAUUGUAAAAUACACUCCGCCUAUGAUGUGACUUCGGGUCUCAAAUCAUUUGCUACCAUUCAAUUUAUCAUUUAUUAUUGGAAUUUUAUUUACUCGGGGAAGUGUAUCAUGGAAAUUUUUGUCACAACCAAAAUUUCUUGAUUGCACGGAUAACCAAAUUUUCUUACCCUCCGCUGUGUGCAUUUCAUGUGCAGAAGAGCUCCACUAAAAACAUCCCCAUUGUGAUUAACUUUCAGGGUACCCUACCUAGCAGUGGCCAAAACAUUCCAGGCAAUAGAAGACACAUCUGCAAGGUAAGCUGGCUCCUACCAUGGAAGUUGUCACUUCAUGUUUUCAAUGAAAGCACCUUUCCUAAUUUACAUGUAGGACCGUAGACGACAAGUUAUUUACUUUAUUCUUUUACUAGAAAAUGAACAAAAUAGUCGAGCACUGGUAGUUAGGUGGGAUAGGGAGCAAACUGGAGACUAUGGCUUUGCUGUUAUGGGUGGCAGGUACAAAACACGGGUCACAGGUCACAAUUGCAGGUCACUGCUCUACUGAUAAAUAACAAAGAUAGGCAGUUUCCUCUAAAGCUAAAAUUUCUUUUUCGGAUUGUGAUUAGGGCUAGGAGGCACUUCUAGUGUUGUUUAUUCACAGUAGCAUACAGUGACCUGUACUCCAACCUGCCCCUCUGACCUGUGACCUGCAUAAUUUUUUUACCUGCCAUGUCAAACAAGGUUGGUUGGUUGGAGCUUGAGAGUCUUUGGAGCCUAGCCAUCAAGAUAUCUAUUCUUGAAGUCUGAUACUCUAAAGAGCUUGAAAUGAUGGUACAAUAUAAGAAAUCUGAUAAAAUCACCCUGAACUUAAAAGAAUUGGGCAAAAAAAUACUCUGUUAGAAUGUGCAUGUUUAUGUAGAUCAUUUAUAUUGUAGUUUGCAAUCACAUUGGAAUUCUUAUGAAUCAAUCAGCAUCUUAGGCUUUACAAAACAGGUGUCUGGAAAAUCUGCAUUUAAAAAAAGAUGAUGUUCUAUUACUUGCAGGUUGAAGAUUACCUCUAUCCUUAGCAACUUUUUCCGUUCGGUCAUUGUUUUGACACCAAAUGAUUUGCUACCAUGUGUUUAUCUCUGUCUCAACAAGGUCAGUUGUUAACCCUUUUAUGUGUAUUUCUUUGUUUUUGUGUAUUGUUUUGAGCAGAUCUCUUAUUUGUUUCAUGUUAAUUAAGUGCUUGUUAUUCUCUUCAUUUUAGCUGGCUCCUGCUUACGAAGGAAUUGAACUUGGUAUCGGAGACAAUGUGCUAAUGAAAGCAGUUUCAGAGUCAACAGGUGACUGUUACUGUUGAUUGUGUAUUGUGUAGUACAGUGACGACUUAUGAUAGGGUGGCUGCUUAAUAGAGAGGAGAAGUGUGAUGUCACGUUACCAUGGUAGCACUAUUUCUGGAUGACAACAAAACCAACCACGACAGUGAUGGCAAGGAGAAUGGCAAAAAAUAAUAUGUUUAUAUUAACAAACUACAACUAUGCACUUGCAUUAUGCUAUUUUGUACAUUUCUUUGCUGUUGUUGCACCACUACGACAUGAAACUUCCUAGUUUCACGAGCCCGCCUUAUGGAGUAGGUGAACACAACACAAAAAUUGUCACUUUCUUUUUCUAAACUUAGAUAACAAUAGAUGCGGUCCCAAAGAAAAUUUCGCCAAGACUUCCUAGAGUAAAUGAAAUUGAAUAAGAUCAGUAAAAUUUGAAAUAGUGCGAAUUCACUUUAUAAGUGACUUUAUCGGUUUGUUGUCAUCCAAAAAUUUUGCUACCAUGGCAACGUGACAUAACGACUUCUCCUCUCUGUAGUUGUAGUUAUUAGGUUAUGACAUGUAUGAUGCACCCUCAUCAUACUUUACAUCCCCUCUCAUCCUGUAUGAUAUUCCUUUGCCAUAAUUUUUGAUCUUGAUUCACCCAUCCACAAUUCUCCUCUUGCACAACAAAUAAUAUCUUAUUUCUUUCAUUUAUUUCCAUGCCAUCUACAUUGCUGAAAUCUCCCUGAGAUGGGUACAUGGUGGAUGAUUCUACAAUAUUCUAUAUCCAUUUCAGGGGGAGGGUCUGCUGAAACCCCUUUAAAAAUUGAGUUCAGGGUUGUCAUUGAGAGCCGGGGGCCGGGGUUUUUCCCCGGCUACUAAGAGGGUGGCCCCCGGCUACUUUUAUUGGAAAAUAGAAGAAAAAUAGAACCAAAAGAAAUCCCCAACCGUUUAAAAAUUGAGUUCAGGGUUGUCAUUAAGAGCCGGGGGCCGGGGUUUUUCCCCGGCUACUAAUAGGGUGGCCCCCGGCUACUUUUAUUGGAAAAUAGAAGAAAAAUAGAACCAAAAGAAAUCCCCAACCGUUUGAUUCCCCGCCUACUUGUUGUAUUUACCCGUCAACUUGAAAUCUUAGUGACAACCCUGUGAGUUACUUCCAGAUUUGGCCCAAACCUAAGAAAGAAAAAUUAUUAAAUUAUUUAAAAACAAAUAACACCAUUAUGCACAAUAAGCGGUUGAUAUAUUUUUCACUGCAAUUGAUUUGCCUGCCUGCAUGCUCUUGGUUGGAUGGGAAGUGGGGGAGGGUGAGAAUUCUCCUUUCCUACCUCUUCACCCGAGUUCCUGAGCGAUUACUAGCAGGUUAUAGUUUGAUAAUUUUAUUUCCUUGUCUCAGUGCAAUUACCAUAAUCUGAAACAAAUGAAAGACAAAUUUGAGCCACAACAGUCACACCAUAGAAUUUGGUCUGUCCACUGCUGGAGGGAGAGGGUCUCAUGAGUCGACUGUUGUCAUGCUCAUCAAAUUUUUUGUCAUCACAUCCUAGGGAGGAGUCUACAGCAAAUUAAGUCUGAUGUUGGUGAGAAGGGAGAUUUAGGGAUAGUGGCUGAGGUACAGUAUAAUAAAUAAUUAUUAUUUUCAUUCAUCACAGUGGGUAGCACUCAUCCCCAAGGGUGUGGCUUGGGUUUGAAUCUUGGUGGUGAUGCUAUUAAGUGGGUUGAGGUUGUAGUUGCUUCUCAACCCUCCCUCUGUUGAGAAGGUUUUUGUCCUGGUACUCCGGUUCCCCUCUCAUUAAAAAACCCACAUUUUAAAAUUAGAUCUGAUCUUAGAUCUGGCAUGCAGAAACGCUUUAGCCUGGUUACAUGCCACCAUCAAAGUCAUUUAUGUAUUUGUUAUUUUGUAGAGGAUAUAACAUGACUGCGCAUAUAAUAUUUUUCAACACCUGAAAAGAAAUUUCUUGUCUCUAAGGGGCCACGUAAUGUUUUAUUAUUUUAUUAUAUUAUAUUAUAAACACCAAUGAAAUACCAAACCAAUUUACUUAAAUACUUUUUUGCUGCAAAAGGUGCCAUUUAUUUUUUAAGCCAUAGCAACUGUGAUAUUUUCAGGUGUGAAGAUAAAUGUUAUUUUCUUGUGUAAACAUUUCAUGUUUUUGCGUGAAAGCACACAAUCCCCUGAUAUUUCAUUGUUAUUUUAUAAUACAUUAGUUCACUUCACUUUUCAUUUACUUAUGCUUAUUGUGACAAUUACUGUUAAAACUUAUUUCAUGUUAGUCAUGCCGUGGAAAGCAGCGAACCAUGUUUGCCCCACCCAAGCUCACUGCUGAAGGUGUAUUUACAAAACUAAAGGACAUAGCAAUGAUGACUGGACAUAGUGUAAGUACAGCAUGUACUCUAUAGAUUUAUAAAAACACACAUGAAGUUUUGUUUGUGGCAAAUAGCAGCACACCAUGACAUACCAGAUAAAAGGAACAACUUUAAUAACAAAUCCUUAAUAAUAAAGGGGUUCUGAAACUUAGACUCACAAGUGCUGUAGAAUGUUACAGUCUCAUAUAGAACUUAGAUUUCCAGCAAAUGGAAAGGAUUAAUUCCAAGAAAAGCCAUAGCAAAACAGAUAAAGAAAAACUUGACAUUUUAAUAGGGUGGCCUCAUGCAUGUCGAUUUUAAGGCCACCUUAUGCGCAUGCUCUAAAUCACAGGGAAACCAGCUGGGGACCCCAAGAGGAGGAGUAACAAGUUUGUUUGUAGGGACUGCAUUUCAAGUGAAUUUAAUGACAGCAGAUUUUUGAUGUUUGAAACUGCUUUUUGUAACACUGUGGCUUCAAUAGCUUAUCUUGAAAGGUGAAAAAAAUCAAAGUAGAUUAACAUUUAGCUGGGUCUCAGGAUCCUCUUCAAUUUUAUCCUGAUCGUCUUUUUUCUUCUUAUUCGUUUUUUUACAGUCAAUGACAAGAAAGACAGAAAAGAUAAAAGGAAUGUUUGUGGCUUGUCGUGAUGCAGAGGCCAGAUAUUUGAUCAGGUAAAAACUUUAACUACAUUGCUUUGCAAGAUAUUUUUGAGGAGAUAGAGAUCUGUGUUAUAAGCCAUAGAAGAUCAUCUGAAUAUUAUUAUAUUUUGACAAUACUUAGAGAUGUACUGUGUAUUGAAAAUGCUGCUGAAGUUGUCCAUUGUGACUUGAUUCCACUUGUAAUCAUGUCUGCCAGCUCAAAAGGUUAGUUAUGCAUACACGGUCAUGAUGAGUUGGCAGACAUGAUUUUUGAAAAAGUCGGUAAUUGAUUACUUCUAAGACAUGUACAAUAGUGGCAGCAGCCGCUUUUGAGGACUUAACUGAGUUGUUUUCAAUUAACUAAUUAACGUUAACUCAUUUAAAAAAACUGCGAGUGCGGCCAGGUUUUCUACAGUCUUAACUGAGUUUUAACCGGGUUAUGCAAAUCAAGCAAGAACAAUAGAUUAUUUUUCUUAACCAGGUUGGGGUUUUAAAUGGCCUCGUGAGGUAGUUUAAUGCAGGUUAACCUUAUCAAUCAGUCGAUCAUCUCGCCUUUGUUUUAGAAUGGUCCAAAUUUUGGCUUUACCAUGCACGCAAGCACAACAGUUUCGUAAUUACUUCUUUUGCUCCAAGUUCAACUUUUCUUUCUUCACACAUUUGAGUUAAGACUUUUAAGAAGUCGACCUCUUUUUAUCUGUAAUGUAGGGUCAAUUUUUUUCUGUCACUCUUAGGCGAGUGACUUUGAAUGACUUUGUGAAAGUCUAAAUUGAGUCCGGCUGCUGAUAAAAAUUAACCUGGUUAAACUCUUUUAACCAGGUUAUGUUCUGAAGAAUUUUUUACCAGGUUUUUCAAAAACUAACCUCGUUAACUUGCCAAGUGCAGCCGCAGCCAAUGUACAUGAGAAAAUUUCUUGAAUUUGAUUGGCUGACAGCUAUGCAGUUUUUAGUAAACACAGUACAAAAACAUGAAAAUAUAUGAUAUAUUCCAAAUUGAAAUCAAAAGUGUAUGAUUACCCGUACUACUUUUCUUUGAACUUGGUUAUUAGGGAGUGUAAAACAGAAAAAUCUGACCACUGUCAUACCUAUGCUCUUCUGCCCACUGGAAAUUAUUAUGCCCUUAGCAAAUUCUUUUUUUCAAUUUGAAGAUCUCUUGGUGGCAAGUUGCGGAUUGGUCUUGCUGAACAGUCAGUUCUCACAGCAUUGGGCCAUGCCGUCUUACUCACUCCACCAAGCAAAGGUAACAACGACCUAUUAAUUAAUGAGAUUUUCUUUAGUUCCCAUCAUGAACGUUGUGAUCAUGAUUAACCUCGUGAUCAUCAAUGUGCAAAGAAAGUUGUAUUGGGUAGCCUGUGGCUAGUGGAUUUUGCAAUCAGGCUAGUGUAUUCUGUUCUCUAUGAUCAUGGCCACUUUCCCUUAGUAACAGCUAGCCCUGGGUCUUGUUUCCUUUUUCCAGAGUUUCCUCCUUCCAUAAUUGACAAUGCCAAGCAUUUUUCUGGAGAUGAGUUAAAGAAGAAAUUAGAUGAGGCUGCCAUGAUAGUUAAGACCUGUCACUGGUAAGUCCUGUCCAAUCAUAACAGACAGUUUCUAGAAAAAUAUGUAUACCAGACUGAUGCUCGUAAUUAUAAUAUGCUAGACAUUUAUUGACUCAAUUUACUACAAUGAUAGUUUUCAGACUCUAAUCAUACAGAUGCAUUAGAUUGCUAAUGCAAACAGUCGCUUUUUGUCUUCUUUUCCAUGAAACGCCAGGAGAUAAAAAUAAUGUCCGUUAAUGAAAAUGAGGGUGCGGCAGGAUCAAGGAGUCAAUAUGAUAGGACCAUUGCCUUUUGCUUUAGCUAUUUUAAAACCAUUAUCUCCUAGAUAAUGUUACAGCGAGAUUAUAAAUUUUGUCAUUCUAACUUUUCAAUCUGUUUUCCAAAUUCUAUGGUGUUACCAUUCAAAUGAAACCUCUCUGGGAGAAAUGUUUCAUACAGCUAUUUAUUUCUUAGGAUUUUGCAAAACAGAAAUUUCUUUUUGUGAAUUUUUUCUUUGGCUGCUAUAAGAAGUGAAAGGGUUGGUGGUAGCUUCAUCCGAUUUUUUAUUUUCUUACUGUGCAGUCAAUGUACAGGGUUGAAAGGUGCAGUUCACUUUUAAGGAUUGUUAUUUUCCCUUCAUAGUGAAAUGCCUAACUAUGAUAGACUGAUUCCAUCUCUUCUGGAUCAUGGAUUGGAGUCGCUGCCAAAACACUGUCAUCUGACACCAGGUAAAAAAUGUGUCAAGAUUUAGGUAUAUAGCGUUUUUCACCUGACGUCACGGCGGCCAUAUUUGUGUUCCAAACCAAUGAAACGGCGGCCGUAUUGAUAUUCCAAACAAAUAAAAUGGCGGCCGUGUUGGUGUACCAAGAAUAUCCUGUGGAAGUUGAACUCUUUUCUUAUGUAAACGCUUUCCUUUGUGUUGUUCCUAUAAUAAAUUAGCAUAGAUGCUGACCUUGUGAGUGCGGUACACGCAGAGCCCAGAUAAUCUUCUUGUUACUUUAAGCUAUCUUGUCAUUUGCAAAUUGAAUUAUAUUAAUUUUAUUUCCCAAAGGUAUCCCGCUAAAACCCAUGUUAGCCCAUCCUUCCAAAGGGGUAGAAGAAGUGUUCAAACGAUUUGAAAAUGCAGCCUUUACCUGUGAGUUUAAGUACGAUGGAGAGCGCGCACAGGUGAGGUUAAACAUGCUAAGUUCAUGGUUUUGUUACUCUUAUUGGUAUUUGUUGCUUUUCACAAUUGUCGUUUAACCUGCGACAAUUUAUGUUGCAAGUUCUUUGGCCUUGAGACUAGAGAUUUCCAGUAACUUUCUGAGAAAGUAAACGAAUUGUGGGACAGCAGAUUUUUGCAUUGAUCUCAUCCAGUUUGAAAUUCGGAUUUUCUUGGGUGAUAUACUUCAGCAUUUCAAUGACAGUGAUCCUCGAAAUGAUCACUAUGCAUUUCAUCAUCAUCCGUUAUAAUCAUUAUCACCCUUCAUAGCCUCCAACUCCUCCUCCUCCUCCCCAUCAUCAUCAUCAUCAUCCCUCCUCCUCCUCCUCCUCAACAUCUUCGUUAUUGAAUUUACGUAUGACCAGCCAUGUAAAAUAGAGAUUACUGGUUGAAAGCCCUGUAAAAUAUGACCAAGAUAGGGGAGCAAAACGAACGAACAAAUUAUCUGUUAUUUCUUUUUUUAGAUUCAUGUACUAGAAAAUGGAGAUAUCCACAUUUACAGCAGAAACCAAGAAAACAACACGUCUAAGUAUCCCGAUAUCAUUGCGAGGAUGCCCAAGGUAAAUACGUGUAGUAUAUAAACGAACCCCUAUGAAGAAGCCAGACUCCUGGUGGUCAAAGUUGUCAGGAAACUAAAAGGGAAAUGGGUUCCAGCUUUUUUGGCGCAAGGAUUUCUGGGAUCGUUUGGGUGGACAAGCUUUAGCAAUGAUUGGUCGAUGGUAUUCAAGGCAACCAUUAACCAAUCAUAAGUAACGUUUGUCCACCCAAACAAUCCCCAAAAUCAUUGCGCUGAGAGCAUGUGGGGAAUACUGAAAACAGUGGCAAUGUCAGGCCAAGCGGUCUUCUUCUGUAAGGCACAAUCCUUUGUUAGACUUACUUCCCACAAUGCUUGUGCACGAGUCGAAGCACACCAAGAUGGCGAUUUACUAGAAGCUGGUACAGUUACUAGUUCUCAUCGGAGCUCAAGUCCUUUGAUACAUGUUGACAAAAGUUAGUAUGUUUAGGUAAACACAAGUCUUCAAACUGCCACAUACGAGAACAUUCAUAUGUGAAAACAGUUUACCUUAUGGGCUGCCCAAAUGUCAGAUUUGUAAGAUACAACGAGUCCAGAACACCUUUUUACGUUUAUUACAUGUAGAGAAUGUAAAGCGCGUUUGAUCAUUUAUGUGUUACGUUAACGUUUUGUUUGUUUUUACAUUCAGGUUUUAGGUGAUAGUGUCAAGUCCUGUAUUAUUGAUACUGAAGCUGUGGCAUGGGACAGAGAAAAGAAGCAAAUCUUACCUUUCCAGAUUCUCAGCACACGAAAACGAAAGGUAACGCUACCGUAUAUAUUGAUUAUUUACAUUUUUUUCUUGUCAGUAUAUCUCGUAGAGCUGGCUAACUUCUCUGUAAUAAGCCGGAGCAAGAGAUUGUAUUAUGAGCUCUUGGCUGGAGCUACAAUUGUAGCUUAAAGUCGAGUCCAAUGCGGAGACCCUCAAGAAAAGAAAUGUUUUCUUAGCAAACUUUGCAGUGAAAAGCUCUCAUUGGACUGAAAUGUCAUACGUCGCCACCCCCUCACGCGGGGCGGAGACGUGUGACAUUUCAGACUCUGCUCUCAUAAGCAACCACGACCACUUUUGGGAUUACCUAGCCUCCCACGCAGGCGUUUUUAGGGGAGCUCGUUUUUCAUUCCCCGCUCCUUUGUGGGGAGGGAUGAAAAACGAGCUCCCCUAAAAACGCCUGCGUGUGAGGCUAGGGAUUACCCAACUGGAAUUUUCCUCGGUUUUUAAGCUCUCGUAACCGACCACUCAGAGUCUUAUUCAUAAAAAUUAACACUUUCAUGAAACUGAACAAUGCGCUAUUGUUUCGUUGAUAAAGAUCUUGUACAGUGUAGUAUUCUAUUUGUAUAAGUAUUGUCCUUGUUCAAUUUGGAAUCUGGUGGAAGCUACUGCUAGGUUUUGGCGUUUUGGAGCGACAAAUGAAUGUAGCUCUCUCUUUUUUUCUAUGUUUCUUUAGGAUGCUGAUGCGUCAGAGAUUAAAGUUCAAGUUUGUGUCUACGCUUUCGAUUUGCUGUAUCUGAAUGGAAAGGUAGGAAAGAGGCCUUGGCACUUCGUGACUAACGUUCUCCCGUAGUUUAACUUCUUUGAUAAUACAACUUAAAAGCCGAAAGGAUAUUUUAAUGCAAGAGAGCAUUCUCAUUCUCUCUUCAUUUCUCUCAAUCGCUCUUGAUGAAUUGUAAAUGUAAAGCAAUGUUCCUUUGUUUUGUUUUGUUUUCAUGAAAUUACCAAAAUUCUCUAUGACUGUAGCUGACCAAAAUAAAAAUCGACUGCAACUGGCAAAAGUUAAUCGAAGUUUUCCAACUGCUAAGUUUUGUGUGCUAAAAUGUCGGUUGAAUAUGGCUGUGAUUUAUUCUGCUGGCUUGAAAAACUAUAAAUCACUCCGCCUUUGGUGUUCCGUCUUCUGGGAUCUGCAAUAGCCUGGGUAUCAGGCCUUCCUAAGGGACUAAGGGAGAGGAGAUUUUACUCAGCUAGAUCUGCUAGAUGUGAGCGAACAUACCAAGACUGUGCUAUACACUGGAAAACUAAGCUUGUGUUCGAAUACAGCGGAAGCUCUCCUAACAGACACUCUCGGAAGCUGACGUCUUACUUACGGCCGCCUUCACAAAACCCCGUUUUUCUCAACUCCCAUACAAACUCUAUGUUUUUACAUUCCUGUAAGCGGCCAGUUCCAGUUACGGACACCUUUUUUGCGUCCCGAGGGUGUCUGCUUACGAGAGCUUUCAUUGUAGACGUCUUAUGACACUCAACUUCACUUUGUCUUUUUCAGUCGUAUAUUAAAGAACCAUUUCGUGUUCGCAGAGAGGCAUUACGAUCCUCAUUCACAGAAGUUGAAGGGGUAGGUAAUAUACAUAAUAAUUAUUUCUCGUUGCCUUGUCGUGUUUUGAUGGCGUAAUUGAUGAUUUAUAUUAUGUGGUUAAAUGAAAAUUAAGCUAAGCUAAACGCGAAACAAUUCUGAUCAUCGGCCUCCCCCGUCACGGGCAUGCAGAGUGCUAGUGCUUGUGGAUCCACCAUCUUUCCAGGCGCCUUCCCCAAGCUCGUCUAUUGCUGAUGAGUUGAAAAGUUUGUUACAAAUGAUCUUGUCUUUUACAUCCUCUUCCCGUUCUUCCCUAUAACAGGAAUUCAUGUUUGCACAGAGUUCCGAUUCAGUAAACACUGAUGAUAUUGGCGAAUUUUUAGAUGAUUCCAUCAAGGGUAAGAACAUUCUUGUAGGCUACACUAUAGCUCUCAGUUUUGGUGUGUUUUUUGGGCAUAUCAUUAAUUCGCACAUCCUACUUUAAUUAAUUUGUUGCUAAAGUAGGAUGUAUGUGUGGCAGCAGAAUGAAGGACUUAUGCAUAUCGUUUAAAGCCUGUUUGCUUGCUCUAUGCAGUUUUGACGAAUGUUUUAACAACGUUCUGUUGACUUUGCUACCUUCAUAUCAUACUGUCAUAUCAUUCAAAGGCUACUUUCAUGCAAGGGGACAUUGAAAACUGACAUGGUCCUUGACAAGUUCUUAUGUGUAUGCCCUUUUUUUCUAAAUGAGUUUAUAUUGUCAGGUAAUUGUGAAGGCCUAAUGGUUAAAACCCUUGAGGUGGACGCCACAUAUGAAAUUGCCAAACGCUCUCACAACUGGUUGAAGGUAAAAAGCUUUGAAUCUCGCUUAGCCAGUGAAUUAAUUUGUGUGUAUUACACCGGGCAAAGUUAGUUUAAGGGUUUGAAUCAAAGCCUGUUUUAGACUGCGAGCAUUGGAGACCUUAGGCCUAGGCCAAACGUCGAACAUUUCUUGAGACGAACCAAACUUAGUGAGUUAACUUCAUGAAAAGUUCGACGUCUGGCUCAGUUAACUUCGUCUGAAUGAGUUGGGAUCGUCCAACACGUUCUAUCAUUCUGCUUCAGACGGAUAGAACGUCUGAAGAUAAUCUCUGGGACAAACGUCGAUUUUCACAUGCGACGGACCAAACUAAUAAAUUAAAAAUUUGUAUGAUAAUGUAUAUUAAGCCUCAGUUUAUUACUGAUCUGAUUCAGUUGAUCAUGUUAAUCGGUUCAACACGUCCUAAGUUCGUUUGGGUCCACCUCGAUUUGAGUGACUAUGUUGAGGUUCCCAAAGCAGCACUUUUGAAGCAGUCUCUUCAUUGUGACAAGCACAGUGGCCAGCUAUUCUUAAUCUUCCCGCAUUUUUCACUGACUCUUCACUUGGGAGGCUCCCGUAUUGUUCCUGGUUGUUUAUAGGUUAUUGCCAGUGCACAAUUAGGGCCGUUCGCAGCAUUCUGGUGUAGCAUCCAUUGACACUUUCCUCCAGCUUCUUGGUCAGGGUCCACGUUUCACUUCCAUAGAGUGCGACAGACUCCACAGUUGCUCGAAACCGUCUGAUCUUUGUUUCUCACAGCAGUCUUGAGGUCCUCACUUUUCUCGUUUAAUUUGUUGCAAGCUAUCCAAGCUGAGGCCUUUCUGACCUUGGACCUUAGAGACCUUGGACGCAGGCUAAACCUAAACGUCUUUCUCUACGUCACGCAAAUUUUUUGUCGAGCGUUGCAACAGAAAACUUUGCUUCAUGUAGAUAGGUUAAAGGCAAACAUCUGUACGCAUGGAAGCCUUAACUUAAGAUGCAAUAAGCGCAAAGGUCUUCCUUAUCGAUAUUUAGAAUUGGUUCCCACACAUUUAAUUCCUUUUUAGUUCCCACAGUAGCAUGACACACAAUCAAGAAAAGCUUUAGCCGUCUGCAGUUUCUUCCAUUUUAUAAUUCCAUGUCUUUUUCCAACCACUACAGUUGAAAAAAGAUUAUUUGACUGGUGUAGGAGAUACACUGGAUGUAGUGGUGAUUGGCGGUUACUUGGGAAAAGGCAAGCGCACUGGUUCAUAUGGCGGAUAUCUGCUGGCCUGCUAUGAUCCGGAAAAUGAAGAGUUUCAGACCAUCUGCAAGGUAACUUAGAAUAUUUUUUUCUUUAACAAAAGGUUUGCUUUCCUUGUUUAUGUUCACGGCCAUUGUUCAGGGACACCCAACGGUCAAAUGUUUCCAUUAAAUACGUCAUAAGUGUCUAAAAUGGCUUUCGCUAUGAUUUAGAAACCUGUUUAGUUAAUUUGUAGUUGCCCUCAAAGCUAUUGACCUGUUCAGAAGUCCUAGGGGAACUUUGGUCGUCCCGAAAAUUUUAGGUGACGUUUUCAUCUCGUCCGAAACUGUUAGCAUGGCUCCGGUUGAAAGUUCGAGGACAUGGAGUUAGUCGUACUUUCAUUAGAAGAUUCUCCUGAAAAUCCCCCGAAAAUCGUCGGUAAGUUAGUAGAAAAACUCCAAUACCUUAGACGGAACUGUUGUUCACAAAUUUUAAGCCUUUUUGAACUCUAGAAAUUUGUAGACAAUAUUUUCUUCUUCGAACAGUUAUUUUACAAAAGUCUUUGGGUGCCCCUGAUUAUUGUCAAGCGGCAAAUACAGAUUGUUUGUUUGUCUUUCUGACUGCUGUGAUAUUUGCCAUUUGAGGAAUUUUCCCGCGCUAACUCUGUUGCAAGUCUCCCGGACAGUCUCCCGCGCUUUGCAGUACACUGGUUUUGUGUUUUCCCGCCUUUUACACCCUUUCCUUUUUCCCGCUUUUUCGGCAACUUUUUUUAUUGCUCAACAAACGGCGAGUUUCUUGGAAUUUGUUAAACGGAACAGAACUCUUCUCUCUUGACUCUCUUCACACUGAGCAAAGGUCAAUUGAAUGGCCCACCAUUUCACUUUUCAACAUGGCAGUUUCAGAACAUGAAGCAUUGUUCAACAUUUUUUGAACAAAAGCAGCAACAUUUUGUUAUCAGCAAAUUUAUUUCACAAAUCAUACUCUUCCAUAAUUAUUCAGACACAUAUCACUUUAGUCUGGUAGACUGUUCACAUUCCCCUCUUGUUUCGUAAGAUCGUCAGGAUCGAACGCUUACCGGUACGGGCGGCCAUCUUGGUUUCUUCUGUAGCGUGGGGGCGGGCGUCGGGGUUCAAACGCAGAGUCAAGCAAUCUAUCGCGACGAUUUUACGGAAAAAUAGGAGACUGUGAACAGUCUACUAAUUUGGUUUUUAACUCUGGCAAUCAUUAACCUUUAAUUAAGUUUUAACUUCCCUCUCUUCCUCAGAUUGGAACUGGUUUUACAGACGAGCUACUUGACAAGCAUUACCAGUUUUUCAAAGAUCACGUGAUAUCACAACCGAAGGCAUACUAUCGCUAUGAUGACAGCCUUGAGCCUGAUCACUGGUUCGACGCAGUACAGGUGACCUAUCCGGCUAACCUACCCUUUUGCUCGAUUUCACACCCUUUCCAGAAAUUGGUUUCGUCAGGAGCCCAUAACCCUGGGCUCCUGGUUUCCUUAUGUAGGCCCACAAGAUAAUCAAAUGAUAUUUUCAAUGGAAGUGUUCUUCCUAGUACGUCGAAGCUGUAAUGACGGGUGUUCCGUCAAAGCGAGGUGUCCACAACCUAGAAAAAGGUGACUGCGAGCCUGACCCCAUUAUCCCAGAUCGUCCAUCAGCAACUAAUAAAUGUCACAGUGCGUAGUAUGUCUUUUCAUGCCCUCUAGAUCUCAGCCUAUUUUUUCAGAGGUUCUUUUCCUGCAAAAUUUUUGCUUCAGACUGUGUACUUGCUGUACGUCGGACAUCUGAGUUAUCUGUCUCACCAUGACACCUUACAAGCAUGACCGAAGAGUUGAACACGGGACUAAAAAGAAAAAAAAACAGUGGUCAGGAUGGGACUUGAACUCAAUAUUGUCAAAUGUUUAGUAGACUGUUCACAGUCCCUUAUACUUCCGUAAGAUCGUGGAGAUCGAGCGCUUUGCGUUAUGGGUGGCCAUCAUGGUCUCAAAUGUUCCGAGUCUAGCCUGGGGAUGAUUGUCAAAUGUACUUAGGGGGCGGGGGGCGGAAGACGGUUUGGGAGGACGCGAGAUUUUUCUCGCCUCUCUCCCCCCACCGCCAUAAACCGCGACCCCCGCCCGCUCGGUACCGGUAAUCACACGAUCCUGGCGAUCUGUCGCACUAAUGGAGGACUGUAAACAGUCUAAAUGUUUAGCCCUUAAAAGUGCUGUUUAUAUUUUAUUUAGGUUUGGGAAAUCAGAGCAGCGGAUCUCUCGAUUUCUCCUGUUCAUAAAGCGGCGGUCGGCAUGGUUAGUGUCCCCGUACAAUAUAUUUUUUUGACUGUUUGACUUCGAAACCUUUACGAACCUGUUGUGUAAAGAAAUUGCAUCCCCGCUUACUUGCGCUCAGCUCUUGUUGUCAUGUUUUUGUAUUUGCUAGGUUGAUCCUGUAAAAGGCAUAUCGCUUCGAUUCCCUCGCUUCCUGAGAAUCAGGGAUGACAAGAAACCAGAGCAAGCUACUGAUAGCUCGCAGGUCAGUAGUGCUUCUUUAAUUGUUCACGCUGCAUACUGUUUCUAUUUUGGAUUGUUGUUCAGUUACGCACGUCUCACUUUGUUGUGGAAACAAUGAAAGCUUGUACUGCAAACCUGUCCUAACGGACUCAUCUCUAUUACGGACAGUACUUUUAGUGCUAAGAUACAAAACUUCAUAACACCCCUCUGUAGCAGACCCAGUGGAAUCCAUAUCUUCACUGGGUUCUCGGAGAAAACGUCACUGGGUUGCUUUAUUUUCCCCUUGCCUGGGUUUUUCGUCGUAGUUGUGCAUCUCCCAUCCAAGGGAGCCAGGGGCAGUCCUUACCUCUUUACCGACAUGAUUGAUGAAAGGUUUAAAAAACCUUUUACAUAUUGCGCUAGCGAGAAGAAUUAGACGAUUUACAGUUUCUUAUGCGAGAUUGAUUAUCUAUACCCUCUGUACUUUGUUUUUAUCAAUGGUAAUAAUGUUUUAUAAUUUUGCUUCUUUUAAACAAAUUUGAACAACGAAAUACACUAAUCUUGUACAAGUCAUAACAGAUUGUGACCGGGAAGCCAAAAAAUCAGCCGGAUAGAAACAAACUAUUCGCCGGGUAUUGAGGAGGCUAAAUUAUCACUGGAUAUAUAAGGUUGGGUGGGGGGGGGGGGGGGGGUGGGUUUGACUCUGUGAGAAUAAAAGCGCUACGGGACAGUUUUGGGAGACAAAUUUUGACCCAGCCUCCUGUGCAACUUAGCGAAUAGUUAACAACCUUAAGCUUUCCCGUUUCAAUUUAGUAGGAAAUGGUAAAUUACCGUAUGCUACUCUAGGGAUUUAAAAAGAUAAAGAGUGAUGGACUGUGUAUACAUUGCCUGGUGUUUGUGAUCAUCGCAAAAGUGAUAUUUAAAUGUACAUCUCCAUCUUUUUUUUUACAGGUGGCCGAAAUGUACCGAAGUCAAGAAACUGUGAAGAAUAACACAAAAUCAGCCGCCACUGCUGACGAAUCCGACGACUUCUACUGAAACAAAAACGCUGCCUGUACAGUUAAGACUGAAGAAUUGUACAGUCCCAAUCAUAUUCUGCGAUAAAAGUGGCAUGGGAGUACAUAAAGUGAUACAUUGGGUGUGGAUAGUCCGCUGACCAAGGAGCGGCUGACCUUAUUAACUCAGCCGACAAAACUUACCGUCUUUCAGUCGAAAACGACGUCAAAAUCUAACCCAGGGGCACCCAACGAGGAUAUAGUUCAAAACCACUUAACAUAGCAUUGUUGAACGUAUUUUAGUAUUCAAACGGUAGAUAUAGGCAUAUUUUUAUCCCCUAAAAACUUUUCAUCUGUUCGGAUUUCCUAGCUGAAAGUCUAGUGAUCCGAAAAUUAUAGGGAUAAAAACUUACCUUCUCGAAAAUUUCAGCCAGGAAAAGGCUCCC
Molecule: messenger RNA, 21374 nt
Organism: Porites lobata
Lineage: Eukaryota; Metazoa; Cnidaria; Anthozoa; Scleractinia; Poritidae
Source: the annotation of a GenBank genome assembly